This is a messenger RNA of Punctularia strigosozonata HHB-11173 SS5, 1230 nucleotides long. RefSeq lists its product as uncharacterized. NCBI's taxonomy places the organism in Eukaryota, Fungi, Basidiomycota, Agaricomycetes, Corticiales, Punctulariaceae. Gene Ontology annotation, cellular component: membrane. The annotation marks the transcript as partial. The record is from RefSeq and is a predicted model, not a curated record. The transcript has 3 exons.
AACAACGCAAAGGCUGCAGCAAAGGCUGCGAAGGAGGCUAAGAGAAAUGCAACAGAUGAGGCAACUCGUCGUCGCCGAACGCAGCUUGCAAUUGACAGGAAUAUCCGAUUUAGGACCAUCCCAAAGCGGAAGGCAGACGUUGAAGAUCUUGCCUAUCUCCUCCACCUCCCUCUCGACGGCACUGUGGCAACGCUGACUGCGGCUAUCAAGUCUCAUCUUCAAGAAACACCUCUAUUGAAGACAGAUUCACGAUUUGCUGGCCUUUACGGCCUUCCGGUUCCGCCUAUAUCGCUGCCAGAUCUCAACCUAGCAGCGACACCGACCCGCUCCAAUGCUGCCCCGGUUCCAGCUACCACCGAGGACGAUAACGGGGUAGGAGACUGCGCUGAAAGCGAUAGUACGGAAAAUACAGACGGGGAGGAGGAUGGCACGGAGGAUGAUGCCGAGGACGGCUGGGGCAUGGACAUCCUUGCGCUCGACAUGAACGUUCGAUUUCGGACCAUCCCAAAGCGGAAGGCAGACGUUGAAGAUCUUGCCUACCUCCUCCACCUCCCUCUCAAAGGUACUAUUGCCACACUGACUGCGGCUAUCAAGGCUCAUCUUCAAGAAACACCUCUAUUGAAGACGGAUCCACAAUUUGCUGGCCUUUACCACCUUCCGGUUCCGGCUAUAUCACUGCCAGAUUUCGACCUAGCAGCGACACCAACCCGCUUCGAUGCUGCUCCGGUUCUGGCUACCACCGAGGACGAUAACGGGGUAGGAGGCUGCACUGAAAGUGAUAGUAUGGAAAAUACAGAUAGAGAGGAGGAUAGCGCAGAGGAGGAUGACGAGGAUGGCUGGGGAAUGGAUGUCGACGACACCAUAGCUCCCGAUGACAAUAUAUCGAAAUCCUCGCAACUGUGUUCGCCUGCGCCCACCAACGUCACCCGGCUGGCUCCUCUCUCGCUCCCUCUUCACCCUGCCAACAUCAAUCGCCCUCCGACAGCGAUAUCAUCCACGCAUGCCCUCACUUCCGCGGGGUUCCAAUCUCUCGCGUCACAGUUCGCUGGCGCAACAUUCGCCAAGCCUAAGCACCAGGUUCAACCCACGACACGUUGGCAUGCCGCUGUACAACCCGCGUUGAACGACGAGAACGUACCACCCGCACCCCGUCACCAUAUGAUAACGGUCUUGUACCCUACUUCGGGCAGACAUAAUGACACCGAACCUCACUUGAAAACCUCCUACUAA